This is a messenger RNA of Xenopus laevis (African clawed frog), 1119 nucleotides long. RefSeq names its product junctional adhesion molecule 2 S homeolog (gene jam2.S). The transcript is spliced from 10 exons. The coding region runs from base 104 to 988 and encodes 294 amino acids. Lineage: Eukaryota; Metazoa; Chordata; Amphibia; Anura; Pipidae. Gene Ontology annotation, cellular component: tight junction; cell surface; plasma membrane. The record is from RefSeq and is a predicted model, not a curated record. Gene Ontology annotation, biological process: leukocyte cell-cell adhesion.
ACCUCCCAGUUCCAGAGCAAGGUGCCGGCCCCUCUUAUUAGUUCUGUUCUGCUGCGACUGCAACGCGAUCUGCACUUAUUCUCUCAUCUAACGGACUCGGAGGAUGCGGUCUCCAGCCUGUGCGAUCUUUCUCGGCUACUUUGCGGCGCUUUGCUGCAAGGAAACAUUUGGCGUCUAUGUCUCGUCAGAUAACAGCAAUGUAGAAGUGCACGAGUUUGGAGAGGCGAUUCUUUCCUGCAAGUAUAAACUGGAGAAGGAACACCCUGUGAGACUGGAAUGGAAGAAAGUGGUACCCAACGGCGAUAUCUCAUUCAUCUACUAUAAUAACACACUAGCAGCGAAUUUGCGGGGCCGAGCAGAGAUGAUUGAGUCCAGCAUCUGGUUUAAGAACACAACCAGAGCGGAUUCGGGGAAAUAUCGAUGUGAAGUUACUGCCCCUAAAGACAACAAAUCAUUUCAGGAAAUUGUCAUCGAUUUGAAGGUUUUAGUGGCACCUGGUGUUCCUGUGUGCGACGUCCCUCCGUCAGCAAUGAGCGGCACUGCAGUGGAACUAAAAUGUCGAGAAAGCGAAGGAUUCCCUGUAUCGGAAUACCGGUGGUAUAAAAAUGGCAUCCUCCUGGCGGUAAACCCUGCUCCGAAUGCCAGGCUUACAAACUCAUCUUACACCGUCAAUUCCGCCUCGGGCACUUUGCAAUUCAACACAGUUGCAAGAAUGGAUACAGGGGAUUAUUACUGUGAAGCCAGCAACGGCAUCGGCAAGUCCCAGAAAUGUGCUGUGAGGCAACUGCAAGUCGAUGACCUGAAUGUAGCUGGAAUCAUAGCAGGAGUGGUGGUUGUGGCACUUGUCAUGUUAUUUUGUGGACUUGGUGUCUUCUAUGCUCAGAGGAAAGGAUAUUUUUCAAGAAACACAUCUGGGAAGGAAGGUUCUCAGAAGAUGGCGUCGCAGAAUGAGAAUGAAUUCAAGCACACAAAGUCAUUUGUCAUAUGAGACGACAUAGUGAGGACAGACGUACUGACCACUGCCUUCAUGUUUCUCUCGGACGGGACACGAUUGUGAAUAGUAUAGACUGGACUGGAAGAUUAUCUAUUUUUGCAUUAAAGACAAAAUCCAGAAGAAAA